Messenger RNA from Hibiscus syriacus, 687 nucleotides. Its product is annotated as zinc finger AN1 domain-containing stress-associated protein 12-like. Bases 42 to 599 code for a protein of 185 amino acids. The record is from RefSeq and is a predicted model, not a curated record. The transcript has 2 exons. Lineage: Eukaryota; Viridiplantae; Streptophyta; Magnoliopsida; Malvales; Malvaceae. Gene Ontology annotation, cellular component: cytoplasm. Gene Ontology annotation, molecular function: zinc ion binding.
CUCUCCCUACAAUGACACAAUUCUGAUAAAAUCUUUCAUCAAUGGCCGGAGGAACAGAAGCUUUUCCUGAUCUCGGAAAACAUUGCCAAUUCUCAGGUUGUCAUCAAUUAGAUUUUCUUCCUUUCAAAUGCCAAGCUUGCCGUAAGGUGUUUUGUUUGGAACAUAAAUCGUGCAAGUCUCACGAAUGUCCGAAACUGGAACAUAACAGCAGGAAGGUGAUUAUAUGCGAAAUCUGUUCGACUUCGAUCGAGAUAACAGGCAAAGAAGAUCAAGAGAAGAUGAUAUUGGAGAAACAUGAGAAAUCUGGGGAUUGCGAUCCAAGGAAGAAGAAGAAACCAACUUGCCCUGUUAGGAGGUGUAAGGAGACAUUGACAUUCUCUAACAGAACCGUUUGCAAGGCUUGCGGAUUGGAGGUUUGUUUGAAACACCGGUUUCCGGCCGAUCAUGCUUGCAAACAGGUUUCCUCCUCUGCACCAGCGGCGGCUAGAGGAGGUUGGAAUGACAAGUUCUUGGCAGCGUUUAAUCUGAGGAAUGGCAAAGAUUGUGGCAAAAGCGGGCGGUCUUCAUCAUCAACUACUCCAUCCUUAAAAGCCUAUUAGGACUUUCAUGGUUUUUCUCUUUUAUUUUCAUUAUUAAUGUAUCAAUUUAAUGAAAAGGAAUGAAUAUCUCCAUAGCUUUAAUCUUCUU